AUGAAGCCAGCGCUCAAUCGAUCCCUGGCCCGAAAACCAAGCCAGGUCUUCAAACCAGUGCAGUCUACAAUAUCCACCAUCGACCCGGCACCACCUGAUCAGGCGACUAAGGUUACGGUUCCUGACGUCGGAACCAAGGUCAAAAAGACUGAAAGUCAGCCAAGCCAAAGCACCUCCCUACCCAAGAAGAUUGAAAGUAGUGUUGCUGCUACUAAGCCGACUAAGGUUAAACUUGAUGACAUUGACGGCGGCAUUGUUGGUUCGGAUCUUUGGAGUGCGGCUUAUCGCGAAGCAGUCGAAAGUAUGCAAGAUGAGAUGGACAUCACUAUUCUCAAGGGAAGCAGUGUCGCUCAAUUAUUCGAAAAACUUGAAGAGAUCGACAAAGACGUCAAUCAAAAAUCGGCUUUUGUGAGGGGUAUGGAAGUUUUAAAGAAAGCGAAAAAGCCUCUCGAGAAUUUCAAACUAGCAUUAGAUUUGGCAAGUCCGUUGGCGGAGCUCGAGCCGGUUGCAACGACGGUUGUUGGCGUGCUCAAGGGUGUGACUGCAAUCGCUAUCAGCGUUGCAAGUGCCGAUGUGAAAUUUGAAGAUCAGAUUGUCGAAAUGUUACAGCAUAUCUCGUACAUCGAUGAUUGUGACACGCUCGGCCAGAAAGCGGAUGACAAAGAUAUCCACAAAGCGCUCGUUGUGGUAUACAAGAAAAUUUUGGAAUUCUACAAAGUUGCAUUCGACAUUCUUACUAGGAAAGGAGUAAAACUGAUCAUGAAAAUGGUCAUGGAGAAUGACCGCUUGCCAAGUAUCGUCCAAGAUUUUCUGAAAUGUGCCGACAUCCUCCAUAAACUUAUUGAGAAAUCGGUACUUAGGAUUACGCAAGAUAUACAAGCCAUGCUCUACCACUCGGAAAUUACUCAAUGGCUAGGUACUGACAAGAUCCGCGGCCAGAGCACAUACCACUCAGAAUUGCAGAGUCUUAGAGCUGACCGGGCCUUUCUGGGUGAUAAGGGCCACGGAAAGACUGUUGCUAUGGCAUAUCUCGUUGACCAACUCAAUGGAAGGAACACGUCUCAAAUACCUCAGCCAAAAUUAUGUUACUACUACUGCCGGGACGAUGAGACAGGCGAGGCUAUCCAAAUUCUUUCGGCUUUGAUUCUCUCGCUCCUUGAACAGCUUCCUGGCCUGCAAAAACCUUUUUUCGAGAUGUAUAAGCAGGCUCAGGCAUCCGGAAAUAUCGAUCCCGCAACAAAUAUCAAAACCAUGGAAGAGUUUCUGCAAAAGUUGCUGAAAGCUGUUGAUCGCCCAAUGUUUGUCCUUAUUGACGGUCUGGAUGAGUGCAGUACAGAAUCUCGUAAUGAUCUUCUAAAGAUACUGAAAACUCUAUCACAAGAGGUACCAGUAUUGAAAAUUAUAUUGUCUUCCCGGCCCCAGGAAGAAAUAUUGGAGCAGUUGGACAAAAUACCACGGAUUGACCUAAUUUCCGACAUACAGCGAGACCGCAUCAUUGCCGAAGCAACAGUUGAGAGGCAGCUGACAAACCGAUCGACAGACGUAAAGGAGCUCGUCAUAGACGAGUUAUCGAAGCUGGCGGAAGGGAGCGCAAUCUGGACAAAGAUGACAGUCAAUUUGAUUAAAAUACGCAAAAUAAGGAUGAAAGUACCGAUGAAACGCUUCCUGGAAACUAUUUUGUUACCACCAAAGCUUUCGGGUUUAUAUGUUGAAAUUUUUUCACGCUGCACCUCAGAUGACCAUGAAAAUGAGGGCCUCGCCCGUACAGCUCUAAAGCUUCUCGCCGUUUCUCGCAGGCCCCUAAGUAUAGUGGAACUCGCCUGGGCGGUGACAUUGGGUGUGAGUCACGGUAUCACCAAUGUCACCGCUCUUACUGAGGAAGUAGAUCAUCAAAGGCUUAUGAGUCUUAUUGACCCUUUCAUCUCUCGCACUGAUUUCAGUGAUAUCAAGAAGCGUCAAGUUCGGCUCGUACACCAGUCAGUGAAGGAGUUCAUUAUAGAGAAAUGGACUUCUGGUUAUCGUCCGGCCUUAGCAGGGGAUAGAGCCAAUUCGGAGGAAAGAAUCGUUGAGGACCUGGAAGCGUGUAUGCUGGAUAUUUGUGUCAGGUAUCUCCUACUGGAUGAUAUUGGUAACAGAGAUCUGUUCCCCGAGGAGUUCGUCGCAAUCUCAGAGCUGCCACAGGGAUCCGACUUGUUCGAUGAGGACAAAGAAUCAGUCCAGUAUGAUCCAUAUUGUACGUGGGAUACCUGGGAAGACGAUAUGAUUCGGUACGAUCCAACUGAACGUGGCUUUGGCGAGUUCUUCGUUUACGCAUCGUGCCACUGGACGGGUCAUUUUGGCGCGAUUAGUGCUAAUUCAGCACUUUUCCCCAGCCUCGAACAUUUAGAGAGUGUUUGUAAACGGGGAUCGACCCGACUCAAGAAUUGGAUUGAACAAAACCGCCGCCCAAUUUGCGCGAUCAACCCUAGAGAAGAAUUCGACUAUACUCUGUAUGACCCCCUCAGCAUAACUUCACUCUUUGGUUCGAAAGCAAUGUUAUGUUACAUGCUGGAGAACUCAAAUUUCGAUGAGGAGAAGUAUCUUCCGAACCCUCUGAUAGGCGCCGCCGAUCAGGUCCUCCAAUGGGGCGACAUAUCGCGGCUCAGGAUAUUAUUUCUAAAUUACAAAGGUGAUCAUCAGCUGCAAAAUCUCGAGUCUUUUCGUCUCGUCAUCAAAAAUUGGUUCUACCCUAGAAAAAGACACAACAAUUGGGAAGUUGUGUAUGACCUCGUCGACUCUCUGACCGAUAAAAUGGUCCGGGAACACUGGGGUAACGAACUUCUGUGCAUUGCUGCCCGCGCAGGAUGUAUGCCGAUAAUACGGCGGCUGGUUACGAACGCUCAGCAGAACGUAGAGCUCAGGAGUGAAUUGCUGCGCGAGUCCCGCGGUGAACAACAACCACCAGCAUUUGCUGAGCCGACGCGUCAAUCAAUCGAGGAGGCUGUGCUAGGGAAUCAUGUUGACGCAGUAGAGUGUCUUCUGACAAUGAAAGACAUUGAAGUUCACCUUCAAUACCAAAACUGCUGCGGUGAGAACGUCUUCCACCUGGCAUCCACGAUUUGCAACCCGGCAAUGUUUCGCGUUCUUGUUCCCCGUUAUCGCGAGGGCGUUCAUCAAGUUGAUCAUCAGGGCAGUACAGCACUCGUGCGGGUUAUUACGAACGCCUUGGCCUCGGAACAUCGAUAUGAAAUCGCAAAAAUAAUUAUCUCCGAGAGUAGCCCCGACUGGACUAGCCAUUAUCACGAUGGACAACAAAAUCCUUUGCGAGCGGCCGUGCAGCUUGGCGAUUUGGAAAUGUGUUCACUCUUAAUUCGCGACGGCGGCAUGAGUCCAGUUUCAGCCCUCAGUUAUGAUAAAGAAGGUCGGGCAGGAUUGAAAGACAGAAAUUCCACGAACGAGGAUAAGGCGGGGGAAAUUCUGCAACUGUUGAGCAAACAUGCCGAUUUACAUCCAACCUAG
Talaromyces amestolkiae is the source of this 3498-nucleotide messenger RNA. RefSeq lists its product as uncharacterized. Lineage: Eukaryota; Fungi; Ascomycota; Eurotiomycetes; Eurotiales; Trichocomaceae. The record is from RefSeq and is a predicted model, not a curated record. The coding region runs from base 1 to 3498 and encodes 1165 amino acids. The transcript is spliced from 6 exons.